Messenger RNA from Paramecium tetraurelia, 1374 nucleotides. RefSeq lists its product as uncharacterized. Gene Ontology annotation, cellular component: nucleus; cytoplasm. The record is from RefSeq and is a predicted model, not a curated record. Gene Ontology annotation, biological process: NLS-bearing protein import into nucleus. The transcript has 3 exons. NCBI's taxonomy places the organism in Eukaryota, Ciliophora, Oligohymenophorea, Peniculida, Parameciidae. Gene Ontology annotation, molecular function: nuclear import signal receptor activity.
AUGAAAAAUAGUCAGAAAUUAAGUGGCAAUCAAAAAAUUUAACAAAUAUACAACUAUGAGGAGAUGCUUGAAUAGGAAGAGAUGUCAAAAUAACUUAAAAAUCAGUUAAUAGUUAUAUUAAACACUUCAAAUGAAUAGAUUUCGGUCAAGGAUGCAGUUGAAGCAAUUAAAUCUGAAAAUAUUCUAGAAGCUCAUAAAGCAUUAAUUUAAUUGAGAAAGACCUUGUCUAAUUUUGAUUAAGCAGAAAUAUUUACUAAUGAACUUCACAUACAUAAUAAAAUUGGAAGCUACAUGUUAAAUUAAUUGUAUAUAUUAGAAAUCAUCUCCAUUUUUGCAGGAGGAAAGAGUGAUAUUUCAAGAAUAAUCUUUGAAAAUGGAAUUGUUUAACUGGCUUUGUCCAUUUUGCAAAAUGACAACCCAGAAUUAUCAAUGUUGCUAAUGGUCAUAUUGGGCAAAUUGGCAGGGGAUUCAAUCUAAUACAGAGAUUGCAUACUUCAAGCCUGUAAUUUGGAUAGAAUUAUAUUAAAAAUGGAACUAAGAUACGAAGCAACCUACGUCUGGUGUUUGGCAAAUUUAUGUAUUGGAAGACCCAGUCCAAAAUUUGAAAUGAUAAGACCAGCCUUUAAUAUAUUCGCUAAAGUAAUUAUAUACGAACCCACACAAACUAAUAUCAAAAUGAUGAAUGAUGCAAUCUGGGCACUUGGUUAUAUGUUGGAUGGGGAACCCUCUCGAAUAACUAUACUAAUAGAUCAAGGAAUUGUCAGUAGGUUGAUAGAAUUGAUGCAUCAAUGCAACUUUGUUUCCAUUUUAAGAAUUUUUGAAUGUAUUUUUCAAGGGAAUCAAGAAUAAAUUCGUUUUUUAUUGGAUUGUGGCUUCCUAUCACAAAUUAGAAAUAUUCUUGAUCCCAAGAGUCGAGAAAAGAGUAGCAAUAUGAUUUAAACAUUUGCUGCAACCGAAACCUUAUUCAAAGUAUUGUCUAAUCAGAAUUUCUUAAUAUCGUUAUUUAAUUCUUUAUAAGAUCAGAAUUCAGAACUCAGAGGAGAUGCUUUAGAAAUUAUUGGUAAUGCGGUAUAACAUGGGACUAAUGAGGACGUAAAUCAAAUGGUUAAGAAUAAACUCAUUUAGAGUGUUUUAUAAAUGUUAGAGUUAGCAUAAAUAAUGGAAAUACCAUCUAUUCAUCUUAAAAAAGGAUUAGAAAUUCUAAUUAAAAUACUGCGGAAAGGUGAAAUCAGAUCAAAAGAUAGGUAGAACAAUUAGUAUUUUACAGUAUUCAUGCAAAUUAAUGGAAAUGAUGUAAUAUAAAAGCUAUUAUCCAAUAAAUAGGAUGACGUUGAGAAAUAUGCUUACAUCUUUAAAUAGGAAUUCACCUUAUGA